CAGAUUCUUGAGCCAGCUAUCACUUGAUGUCGAGAUGGGUUCUAAGUCUCCAGAGCAUGAGAAUCAGCCAAAUGGUGGUCCGUCCGACACUGGCAACGCCAUUGCCGCCGGCGGCGAACCUCGAGGCACACACCUAUCCCGGGAUGGCGAUGUUACACUGGGCGACGAUGGCGGAGAUGAUGAUGACGGCGGGGAUAAGGCCGGCCCUGCUACCUCGCUGACAUCCCAGGCUAUACCAUCAACUCCUAAGAAGAAAAAACGCAGUAAGAAAUCCAAGAAGAGAGCUUCAUCCGUGAAGCAGUCAUCCCCACCACGGGUUCCUUUGAAAAAUCUUUUCCCUAGUGGCCAGUACCCAAGCGGCGAGAUUCAGAGUUAUAGUCCCGUGGUCGAGAAUACAGCACGCACGACAGCUGAGGAGGACCGCUAUUUGGCCCGCACGCACCUUCACGAUGACAGCUUUCUCAACAACUAUCGCAAAGCAGCAGAGGUCCAUCGCCAGGUCCGGGGCUGGGUGCAGGACAGUGUUCGGCCCGGACAGGCUCUCAUGGACAUAGCUGUGGGCAUUGAGGAUGGCGUUAGAGCGCUGCUCGAUAAUGCCGGCCUCGAAGCUGGACAAGGUCUUGAGUCGGGGAUGGGAUUUCCCACCGGACUGGCGCUGAAUAAUUGCGUUGCACAUUACACGCCCAAUCCCGGCCAAAAGGACAUCUUCCUACAGGAGAAUGACGUAAUGAAGGUCGAUUUUGGUGUUCAUAUCAACGGUUGGAUUGUUGAUAGUGCGUUCACCAUGUCAUUCGACCUAAAAUAUGACAAUCUGCUUGCUGCAGUGAAGGACGCUACAAACACUGGUAUCAAGAAUGCUGGUGUUGAUGUCCGGAUCAGCGAUGUCAGUGCUGCCAUCCAGGAAGCGAUGGAAAGCUACGAGGUUCAAAUUGGCAGCAAAAUCUUCCCUGUGAAACCGGUGCAGAACAUCUCUGGGCACAACAUCAAGCGGUAUCAGAUCCAUGGUGGGAAGUCAAUCCCUUUCGUCAAGAAUCGCGAUCAAACCAAGAUGGAGGAGGGAGAGGUAUAUGCUCUUGAAACAUUUGGGUCAACAGGGCGUGGGUAUACAGUCGAUGGGCCUGGCGUCUAUGGAUACGGAAAGGAGCUGGAUGCACCAAAGAUGAUCACAUCGCCUCUUGCCUCUGCCAAAUCUCUGUAUAAGACGAUCAACGACCAUUUUGGCACGCUUGUCUUUUGCCGCCGUUAUCUUGAACGGCUUGGAGUUCAACGGUAUUUGGCUAGUAUAAGCCAACUGGCGAACAAAGGCGUUGUAGAGGUCUACGCGCCGCUUAUGGACAUCGAAGGAUCGUAUUCGGCCCAGUUUGAACACACAUUCUUGCUGAGGGAGUCCAGCAAGGAGAUUAUCAGCCGUGGCGAUGACUACUAGAUGAUCACUGAGGUGCAUCUGGUACGGCAUAGCUUAUAUGAAGAUUUAAUUUUUUUUUUUUUUUU
This is a messenger RNA of Aspergillus ruber CBS 135680, 1491 nucleotides long. Its product is annotated as putative methionine aminopeptidase, type II. Gene Ontology annotation, molecular function: metalloaminopeptidase activity. Gene Ontology annotation, biological process: proteolysis. Lineage: Eukaryota; Fungi; Ascomycota; Eurotiomycetes; Eurotiales; Aspergillaceae. The record is from RefSeq and is a predicted model, not a curated record. The transcript has 6 exons. Bases 35 to 1426 code for a protein of 463 amino acids.